Molecule: messenger RNA, 648 nt
Organism: Penaeus monodon (black tiger shrimp)
Lineage: Eukaryota; Metazoa; Arthropoda; Malacostraca; Decapoda; Penaeidae
Exons: 2
Coding region: 1-648 (215 amino acids)
Source: RefSeq, a predicted model, not a curated record
AUGAACCGAUCAACAAGAGCGUUUUGGGAUGUUGGUCCUAUGCAGGGACUAAGCGCACCGACAGACACCUAUCACCAUCACUCUCAUCUCGGACAUCUCUCACCAUCACUCUCAUCUCGGACAUCUCUCACCAUCAAUGCAACAUCAGACAUCUCUCACCAUCAAUGCAACACCAGACAUCUCUCACCAUCAAUGCAACAUCAGACAUCUCUCACCAUCAAUGCAACACCAGACAUCUCUCACCACCAAUGCAACACCAGACACCUCUCACCAUCAAUGCAACACCAGACAUCUCUCACAAUCAAUGCAACACCAGACACCUCUCACCAUCAAUGCAACACCAGACACCUCUCACCAUCAGUGCAACACCAGACACCUCUCACCAUCAAUGCAACACAGACACCUCUCACCACCAAUGCAACACCAGACACCUCUCACCAUCAAUGCAACACCAGACACUUUCACCAUCAUGCAAACCAGACACCUCUUACCAAUGCAACACCAACACCUUACAUCAAUGCAAACCAUGACACUUUCACCAUCAAUGCAACACCAACACUCUCACCAUCAAUGCAACACAACACCUUUACAUCAGUGCAACACCAGAAUCUACAUAAUAACCAGACACCUUUCAUAUAUGCAACAUAA